ACAGCAGUUUAUGCCCACACACCUGUCUACAGUGUCAUUCAAUAAAGUGCACGUGCUUGUGAUGAUGCUGUGACUUCACCUGGAGUGGGGGCCCUGCUGAGGGGUCCCAGCCUAGUCCUGAGACAGCCCAGUGGUCAGCCCCUGCACAGCCGUAUCCCUCCUCUGUGAAGCUCUCCGGGGAGCAGGGAUGUGCUCAGAAUUUGCCGGUUUCCGCCUCCUGCUGUGGGCAGCAGCUGGACCAGACAGUGGGGUGCGCGUUUCUCUGACACCAAGCACCAGUCUGAGUGUGGAAGAGACGGCGCUGGAACCCAUGGACACGGCAUAUCCCCGCGAGGACCCCCGGGCCCCCACGCCCAGCAAGGCCGGUGCCCACACAGCCCUCACACUGGGGGCCCCGCAUCCCCCGCCUCGAGACCACCUGAUCUGGUCGGUGUUCAGCACCCUCUACCUGAACCUGUGUUGCCUCGGCUUCCUGGCACUUGCCUACUCCAUCAAGGCCCGAGAUCGGAAGGUGGUUGGUGACCUGGAAGCGGCCCGGCGUUUUGGCUCCAAAGCCAAGUGCUACAACAUCCUGGCCGCGAUGUGGACGCUGGUGCCGCCACUGCUGCUCCUGGGGCUGGUUGUGACUGGUGCCCUGCACCUGGCCCGGCUGGCCAAGGACUCUGCCGCCUUCUUCAGCACCAAGUUCGACGAUGCGGAGUAUGACUGACGGGCUGUGUCCUGAUCUGAGGCACCAGCCCCAGGACACUGACCCCAGGCUGCUGCCCCUGGGGGUUCAAUACUGACUCCCCGGAGACUGGCCCUCCUUCUGUGGGGCCUCCAUCCCUGCCCUAUCCUGACCCUGGGGCCCUCCAGCCCCAACAUGGGCACCUAAGGCUGAACCAGUCAGACCCCAGUGUCCUCACCCUAACCUGAGGGUUCCCGGGCCCUAACUGUACCCCCAAUCGUGCCCCUCCCUCCUCACACUCUAGGCCCCUCGGUUCCACAAUUAAAAGUUUCUGGUUCCAGAAA
Molecule: messenger RNA, 1011 nt
Organism: Symphalangus syndactylus (siamang)
Lineage: Eukaryota; Metazoa; Chordata; Mammalia; Primates; Hylobatidae
Gene: IFITM5
Product: interferon induced transmembrane protein 5
Biological process (GO): bone mineralization; bone morphogenesis
Cellular component (GO): plasma membrane
Source: RefSeq, a predicted model, not a curated record